AAGGCGCACCAUUACAUUCCAUGUGCUUUCCUUCCAUGUCUGUUGUCCCACAAAUUUAUCACAGCUUUCUCUCUCCAAGCCGACAUCUUUCUUGUGUUUAGGAGCUAACACACGUUUCUCCCUCUCAUUUUGCCUUCAAAUCCACAAAUCAAAUCACACUUGAUUCAACUCCGUUACACUGAUUUUGUUGUUUUCUUGAAGAAGAUCAGUGAAGACGGGUUGCUGAUUCUUGAUUCUUUUGAUGGAUUUCUCUACAAAUCGCAACGUUGGUUCUGCAAUGAUCAUUGCUUAUCCAAUUUCCGAGUGAUGUGAUGUGUUUUACGUGCUAUUGAUCCAUUGGAGGUGAAUUGCGGAUUCAUAAUCUUGAUAAAAGAUGCGCCGGCGGGCUGCGGACUACCGGCGCCCCGUUCGAAGGAGGCUUUCAGUUUGGAUCUGGGUCCUUCUCGGUUUAUUCUGUAUUGCUGGAUUUAUUCUCUUAGUUGUUCUACAGAAUCAAGAAUAUGAAGAUCGGGUGGAACAGCCUGUAUUGGAGAGAAAUGCUGGAACUGUACAAUUUACUCAUAGGACGUUAAAUGUAACCGAGGAGAUAGCAAAUGACGCCAAUUCGUAUGCCAGACAAUUACUAGAGCAAAUGACACUUGCAAAAGCGUAUAUAGUCAUUGCAAAAGACCACAACAACCUUCAUCUUGCUUGGGAGUUGAGUUCAAAGAUCAGAAGCUGUCAGUUUCUGCUUUCGAAAGCCGCCAUGAGAGAAGACCCAAUGACACAAGAUGAAGCCGAACCACUCAUUAGAAGUCUUUCAACUCUCAUUUUCAAAGCGCAAGAUGCCCAUUACGACAUUGCAACAACAAUCAUGACCAUGAAAUCUCACAUCCAAGCUCUUGAAGAGCGUACAAAUGCAGCCACUGUCCAAAGUACAUUCUUCGGACAGUUAGCAGCCGAAGCACUGCCCAAGAAUCUUCACUGUGUUAAUGUAAAGCUUUUGGCUGAUUGGCUCAUAAAGAAGACACUCCAGGAGGUUACAGAUGAGAUCAAGAGCUCCCCAAGAUUACUUGACAAUAAUCUUUAUCAUUUCUGCUUAUUUUCAGAUAAUCUGAUGGCGGUUUCAGCCGUCGUCAACUCCACAGUCUCAAACACCGACCACCCAAAGCAGCUUGUGUUCCACAUAGUUACAAAUGAGGCCAACUAUGGAGCCAUGCAAGCUUGGUUUGUUAGCAACGACUUUAAAGGGUCGAUAGUCGAAGUGCAAAAAGUUGAAGACUUGACUUGGUUAAACGCAUCUUACUCGCCUGUUGUUAGAAAACUAACAGAAGCCGACUUGCGUGCAUACUAUUUCGAAGGGUCUCAAGAACUUAACGACGAGCCAAAGUUUGGGAACCCAAAGUAUGUAUCUUUAUUGAACCAUCUUCGGUUCUACAUCCCUGAGAUCUACCCUCAGCUUGAAAAGGUCGUCUUUCUUGACGAUGAUGUCAUCAUCCAGAAAGAUUUGACUCCUCUUUUCUCAUUGGAUCUUCAUGGAAACGUAAACGGAGCAGUUGAAACCUGUCUUGAAGCUUUCCAUCGAUUUUAUAAGUAUCUAAACUUCUCUAAUCCAGUCCUGAGCUCCAAGUUUGACCCGCAGGCAUGUGGGUGGGCGUUUGGUCUGAACGUCUUCGAUCUUGUGGCAUGGAGAAAGGCUAACGUGACAGCCACGUACCAUUACUGGCAAGAACAGAACGAUGAUGGAAGCUUAUGGAAGUUAGGAACCCUGCCACCCGGUCUAUUGGCUUUCUAUGGGCAGACUGAGCCACUGGACCGGAGAUGGCAUGUGUUAGGGUUGGGUUAUGAUGUGAACAUCGAUAACAGGCUCAUAGAGAGUGCAGCUGUGAUUCAUUUCAACGGGAACCUGAAGCCGUGGCUGAAGUUUGGGAUCGGCAGGUACAAGCCGUUAUGGGAACGGUAUGUGAACCAAACGCACCCCUAUCUUCUUGAUUGCGUUACGAAUUGAGAGGUUUAACUGUAGAAAUUUUUGGCAUUGGGUUAGAUGGAUGUUUCCAAGUUAUUCUUUUCUCAUAAACAAGAUGAAAGAAAGUGUAUUAUUUAUCCAUAGAAGCAAAUUUUGUGUAAUAAUCUAUCUUGAUUCU
Molecule: messenger RNA, 2123 nt
Organism: Cynara cardunculus var. scolymus (artichoke)
Lineage: Eukaryota; Viridiplantae; Streptophyta; Magnoliopsida; Asterales; Asteraceae
Product: probable galacturonosyltransferase 11
Exons: 2
Coding region: 374-1987 (537 amino acids)
Molecular function (GO): polygalacturonate 4-alpha-galacturonosyltransferase activity
Source: RefSeq, a predicted model, not a curated record